Messenger RNA from Pseudogymnoascus destructans, 2700 nucleotides. RefSeq lists its product as uncharacterized. The record is from RefSeq and is a predicted model, not a curated record. The transcript has 4 exons. Gene Ontology annotation, molecular function: RNA binding. Gene Ontology annotation, cellular component: cytoplasmic stress granule. Gene Ontology annotation, biological process: cytoplasmic stress granule assembly. NCBI's taxonomy places the organism in Eukaryota, Fungi, Ascomycota, Leotiomycetes, Thelebolales, Thelebolaceae. Bases 1 to 2700 code for a protein of 899 amino acids.
AUGUCUUUCUCCAAGCAAGAUUCGGGGGAAUCCAGGCAGCGAAAUGGAAAUGGUUUCCGGACUGACAGCGCGAUCUCGGGCAAUCGCCAACAAGGUGAGCGUGUCUUGCAGCCAUGGGUACCAGAUGAAAACAUCCCCGUGAACAUGGCUCUUGAGUCCACCGGCAAGCAAUCCGGAGGUGGCUGGGAUCAGUUUGCAGUGAACGAGCGCUUGUUCGGGUUGAAGACCGAUUAUGAUGAGACCAUUUACACCACAGCGAUCGACAAGAGUCACCCAGAAUAUAGCAAGCGAUAUGCAGCAGCCGAUAGAAAGGCCAGAGAGAUUGAAAACAGUGUGGCCAACAACAGACACGUUGAGGAGGAGCGGGUGGCAGACAACCUCGCGGUAGACGACAGUGGCCUUGAUGAAGAGGACAAAUACAGCGGUGUUCAGAGGCAGGAUUUCCCUCCACUAUCCGUGACUGGCCGGGCUGAUAGGUACACACCACCUGCCAGAAGGGCCCCUUCAGGAAAGGCAACUGUCAGUGGCGCACCCGUGGACCCAGCCAUUAUCUCAUCACAGCUCGCACGACCCCCUUUGGAAGCUCCAUCUACGAGUACUACCAAGCCAAAACACACACCGAAGGUUGGUGGACCAGAGGUAUCGGCCCCUCCUACCACCACGGAGUCCAGUCCUGUAGUAACACCAGAGCCGAAGGCAACUCCCACGAAUACAUCGACAUCUGCAAGUGGCGCAGCAUCGCCUCAUACAAAGGUAAUUGCCACGCCAAAUGCAACUGCGACAGUCGAGCGUGAUGUUGUUACAGCGUUUCGUGGUUUUGCGGCUCAACAAAGGACACAAGCUGAUAAGCUGCGCUUGAGCAAGGCAAAGGCAGAUAAAGAGGAGAAACUGCAGGAGCUCAAGGCGUUUGCUUCUAGUUUCAAAUUGCAUUCACCCCUUCCUAAUGAUCUAGUUGCCAUUAUCGCGAAGGACCCAGCGAAGCAGCGUGCAAUUCAAGAAAAUGCUAGACGUCAGGCGGAAGAGGUUCAGCAGGAAAAACAGAUGAAGGCUGACGCCAUUCAGGUCCCGAGAUCGGGGUUAGCAGCCUCGGAUCAGAGGACAACUCAACGCUCUGGCGCUGGCACUGGAACCGCAUCCACUUCGGCCACCUCGAACCGACAAGCCCCAGGGCGUGGCGGUUAUCCUCCUCAAGGGCCCUACCACAACAACCAACCGUUCCGACAGGAUCGCUCCACUCGUUCUCAGGUUUCAGGCUCCCAGCAGGGACACCCAACACCUCCCUUAUCGACGAGGCUGAGAAAUAUUGAGCAAAGCAAGAAUGUACUGGCUUCACCAGCUCCAGGGGCUGAUACCCGACAGCCGCCAACAGGACCAGCCCAUGGCCCUGAUACUUCGGCUCCGAGGCGAACAAGUGCGACGGCUCUACUUGGAAAGCUUAACCCAAACAGCCAUGAGUUUCGCCCAAGUCCAUUUGCUGCGGCUUUUAACCCCAAUGGCAACCCAAGCAAUGCAUCCAGCCCUCGUUCGGCAUCUGCUACAGCCAGUCAGGGCAUCCCAUCCGCCUCAGGAACUCUUCUACGCAGAAAGCUAGGCACACCCUCGAAAGCCAAGACUGAUGGACCUGUCCUGGACAUCAUUGAGCGCUUAGCGAAGGAGACGCCUCCUCAAGGUCGCGACUGGUCCUCGAAUGGCGGGAUUAAGCCAGCCUAUGAUACCCCCCCAACUUGGAGACAACUCAAAGACGACGAGCCACAAUCAUCGACAAUGAACUUGAAUUAUGCUAAACUGUUCGAGAACGCUCGCUUUUCGGGACAGCCAAUGUCUCCACAACAGCCAUCCUCGGCGCAUCCUCAAGUUGCACAUCAGCAUCAGCUGCCGUUCCACUUGCAGCAGGGUGCCCAUACCCAGAGACCAUCACCAAGACAACCACCCCUUCAUAUGCACAACAACCAGUCCAUGCAACAGAAUGCUCAGUUCCAUUCGAACGAUGACCAUCGAAUGGUGCCAUCUCACUCGGCUCAAUCAUACGCAUCUCCUCGCCUGGCGCAGGUGAACGUGGCGUAUCCAUCUCCAAUGGGCCAGCCUGCACAAUUGUCCUUCCAGCAACCUGGAAUGCAAUAUCCCGUAGGUCCAGGUGGACCUCAGAUGGCGCAGUUUAGAUCUUAUUCUGGUGGCCAUCAAUUUAUGCCACAACAGCCGACCCACAUGGGCGGUCCUGUCAUGAUUCAGGGUCCAGCCGGAUCUUUCAUUGGAAACCCGAAUCUGAUGGCUCCGGGCCCACCUAUGUUGUACCCUGUAAACCAGGCACACUUCGCACCCCAAGGAAAUGGACCCCCACCACCCAUGGCGGGAUCUAACGGCUACCCUAGCCCCGGUCGCUCUGCGCCCAUGAUGAUGCCAGGCGGCUCUCAACAAGGGCAACAGGCAUACGGAAUGAGCCCAGGCAUGCAGUAUGGACAACCAAUAUAUGCUCAACAACCUCCAGGACAAAUGCCAAACAUGCGUGUCUAUCCGCCGCAGGGACAGCAAUUUGGAACCAGCCCCCAGAUGCCGCAGUAUAGUCAGCCGCAGCGAGGAGGACCAAACGGUAGCUUCAACAAAGGCUACCACCAACACAACGGCCCUCACCCCCAAGCGCAGCAGAGCCAAACUCCAACUGGCCCACAACGCCCGGCCGCAGACGGAGAUGAGGCCAGGUGA